Molecule: messenger RNA, 2708 nt
Organism: Neurospora hispaniola
Lineage: Eukaryota; Fungi; Ascomycota; Sordariomycetes; Sordariales; Sordariaceae
Exons: 6
Coding region: 362-2539 (725 amino acids)
Source: RefSeq, a predicted model, not a curated record
GCCUUGCUCAGCCCCGAAGACAUGUCAGGAUGCGUCCGGGUUGGCCCGUAUGUACACCCUCAACUAGGUCUCUGUGUUAUCCAACGCGUCUUUUUUGCCAUCUUGGCAUGUCUGCCUUGCCCCUUCCCUUCAGACUUCUCGCCAGCAUCUCCUCCUUUCUUCACAGCACACUCACUCUACCGUAUACACGACUUGCUCUUGUUAUCAUCGUCGGUCGCUGAAGUCGGAUGGUGCGACGUCAAAGUGUCAAGCUUGCCCAACUGUCAACCUACCAACUUCAAUACCUCGUUGUUUUCUGGCCAUCAACACUCAAGGAUCCAUUUCAGUCCUCGACUCAACUAACCGAACUCGCUGUCUCGGGAUGGCAGACCUCUUUGGCCACAACUUUACUGGGUCCAAUGAUCCGAACUGGGUCCCAGAGCCCGACCGUCGUGGCACUUUCAACAUUCUUUCAACAUGUCUUGUUACGCUGGGUCUGUGCGUGUGGACAGCAAUUCACCUCAAUGUCCCUGAACACAAGGAAGGAUGGGUAAAACAGCUGGUCCGAAAGGCCGGGUGGAUGUUGAUGGGUCUCUUGAGUCCGGAAGCGAUUGCAUAUACAGCUUAUCAACAACACUAUCAGGCCCGAGCAAUCUCUCAGGCUAUGAAUUCCGCGAACAAUCCUUCCGACCACGUCGGUUACCGUUGUCGAGCUCGAAAUAGAGGUCCCUGGCGCUUCGUCACAUCUCUAUUCACAUCCUCGGACAGCAUUGAAGAUGAGGCAGUCGGUGUUCCCAAAUGGACUAUUGCUCAUGGAUUUCUUGCUGUCAUGGGGGGCUUUGCGAUUGAGAUCAACGAGAUCGGAAACGCCAACCAACGACGAAGCAAAGGAUUGGAAGAUUUGAUACCGGUUCUGCCAAGAGAGAGCAUUGACGACAAGAGCAAAGGGAGCACAUUAGCAAAAGCACUGGUUUGUUUCCAAGCAUCAUGGUUCUGCAUAGGGUGUGUUAACAGAUUUGCCCAGGGGCUCUCAAUAAGCUUAUUGGAACUCAAUACUCUUGGGCACGCUCUAUGUACCCUGUUCAUCUAUGCUAUGUGGUGGCACAAACCACUCGAUGUCGGUGAACCGGAAAAGAUAUCCCUCGAUGCAAGCUUGACCGGCGAGGACCUUAUAAAUGGUUCUAAACUUCUUGCGGCGAUGUGUGUCCACAGCGAACUUGAUGACACGUUGAGCGAAGUCGCGAAUCUUUACGAAGAACCGGAGGCCUUCGUGUUCGACGUGGAAUACAAGUAUCUUGAGCAAACAGCUUCUUUCGGCUGCACAAUUAAUAAGAACAUCGCGGUAUGCCCAGAAGACCUCGAUGCUGCUUACCCAAAUUACUUCGAUCAGCUUGACGGAAUGUCCGAACAAAAGCCCUAUCUUAUACACAGUCUCGUGUAUUCACCACUGAUGCAAAAAUACGCGUUAAAGAAGAGCAAACUUGCUCCUCCAACAAAAUGCUUGGUGAUAAUACGGAAAUCGGAUGCUUUACUGGAAUUAGUACGAACAACGUCCGGCGAUGCUACCGAGCGAAUCAUUUCAAACGAGCAACGUUCCGAUGUUUGGGCCAACGUGCUUCUACGCGAUCGGGAUUUUAAGUGGCGGGAACCAGAAGGGACGGGAAAGAAGAAGAUGGGCACAGUCCCGGAAUUCCUUUCGUACAAGUUGCCUGAUGUCUCGCUCCCCGACCAUGGCACAGUCAAGUGUCAGCCCAAUCCGCCUCAAGUUCCAUUGGUGUCUCGGCCCUUCAUUGAUAUCAGCCACUCUGACAUGAGAAGAUGGCAGUUGGCAAUGGCAUAUGAGAACAUUCUCGACAUACCUUCAAAUUUGCUCGUUGACAGGGCACGGAAUCUUCCGCGAUUUGAAGACUACGAGCAGUAUACAUCACUCUACUUCGGCUUCGGACUUGUCAGCCUCAUUUAUGGCGCGCUUCAUUGUCUCGCUUGGAACGCCCCGUUCACGUCAGUUGCAGAAACAAUCCUAUGGAGGCUGUCCAGUAUGGUUAUAGCCGCCAGCGGGAUCUUUGUGGUGGCCUUAUCAGCGUGGCAAAGAUAUCCCCCUUUUCGCUACAUAUCCUCUAUCGGAUUUGUCCUCGCAUUCAUGGUCAGCCUAUUGGAGAAAAGAUACCUAAAGCCAAUAGCUCAUAUCCUCAGCCUUGAAUGGGUGGAUAGCAGUUCGCGUUGGUCGCUGGCUGACAGAAUGCUGGCAGAAUACCGGGCUAUGCAUUUGCUGUCCAACUGGCCUCGGACAUGGCGAGGAGUUCUCUACCUGAGCAUCAUUGCCACUGUGCUUGCACUGUUCAGUCUCCCAAUUUUUGUGUUCUUCGCGGCUGUUAUACCAGCGAUGUUUCUACCUCUUCUUCUACGGCUCGUCUUUGACAUCGCCACAUGCUGUUUUAUACCGCUAUAUUUCCUGGCGCGGGGUUAUCUCGUGGUUGUUUCCUUUAUCAAUCUUGCUCACUUGUCCGACUCGGCGUAUUUACUGCCGUCAUGGUCCAAGUAUGUUCCGCAUAUUGGGUAAAUCUCGCCAGUUGGUUGCAGAGCAAGCAAAAAAAGAGGGCAUCUCAGGCGGAGGGGUGGAGAUUUUCUUUCUUCGGACAUCCUAUAUACAGUCCGAUACUAGUUUGUUUGUUAGCUUAGUACACUAGACACUCCUGGUAGUACAAUAUACAUAGUGCACUAGACGAAAU